GGUCCUUUUAGCUGUUCAGUCGUGUUAGCUCUGUGUUAGCUCUGUGUUUGUGUUAGCUCUGUGUUAGCUCUGUGUUUGUGUUAGCUCUGUGUUAGCUCUGUGUUUGUGUUAGCUCUGUGUUAGCUCUGUGUUUGUGUUAGCUCUGUGUUAGCUCUGUGUUUGUGUUAGCUCUGUGUUAGCUCUGUGUUAGCUCUGUGUUAGGUUCGUGUUAGCUCCGUUAGCUGUUAGCUUUGUUAGCUGAAGCUGAAGCCAAAUAAACCAGUUUGUAAAAUGUCUAAAAGCCUGACACUCCGGGCUCUGGUGUCUGCGCGUCUGACUGCGGCUGCAGACGACAUCUUUGCGCUAUUUGAGAGAACCAUAGCGGAGUAUGAGGAGCAACUGCGCCAAACACAAGAGGAGACCCGCACACGGCAGCACCUGCACCGGUGCUGCGCUGCGGAGAGCCCGGGCACGAGGCACCGAGCCCCGGGGAGCCCGCACGGAGCAGGUGUCCAGACGGUGUUUGUGAGCUUAUACACUGAGAUUCCUCUGGUGAAAGAGGAGCCAGAAGAGCAGAGUGUUAAACAGGAGGAAGAGCACCACCGAGAGCUCACUGUGUGUGUGAAGAGAGAGGAAUGUGAGCUCAGAGAUGAGACACAGGGAGGGGAUAUCAGCGCAGAGACACAGGGUCAUGUCCACAUCCAGACGUCAGGACACACAAACGUUGAUGAGGACUGGAGAGUUUCUUUCAGCUGUUCAAAUGCACAGCCGGAGACAGAGGCUGAUGGAGGGCACUUCAGAGGAGAAUAUGCCACAAACUCAGGUCCAUUUGCUGAUUUCAGGCUUGCUCUAGAGCCGAGUGUAUUCUGGAGGACACAAGACAUGCCUGGAGACACACCCACAGACACACCCACAGACAUACCCACAGACAUACCCACAGACAUGUCCACAGACAUGUCCACAGACGUUGCCACAGACACACCCAGACACAGAGACAUGUCCACAGACACGCCCAGAGCUCCGCUAAAGAAGCACCAGUGCCCUCUGUGUUUCAAAAUGUUUAUCACCAAAAGUCAUUUGCAAAGACACAGCACCGUUCACUCAGGGGAGAAACCUUUCAGCUGUUCAGUUUGUAACAAGCGCUUCAACUCCAAGUCCUACCUGAUCGUGCACAUGAGGAGCCACACAGGGGAGAGACCUUACAGCUGUCCCUUCUGUAACAAAGGCUUCUCUCACAAAAGUGCCUUCAAUUUCCAUGUUCAGACGCACAGCAACGAGAGGCCCUACAGCUGUUCAGUGUGUGGGCGGAGCUUCACGGUAGAGGCAUACCUUAAAGUACACAUGAAGACCCACAGCGGGGAGAGACCUUACGGCUGUUCAGUGUGUGGCGCACGUUUCGGUCGUGCCAACACACUGCAGAGCCACAUGACAACGCACUCUGAGGUGAAGCAGUUUAUGUGCGUAAUGUGUGGGCGGGGCUUUGCGCACAAACACAACCUGGACUCGCACCAGUGCAAGCACGGUGCAGAAAGACCUUUUGGCUGCACAGUCUGACACGCCACAGACAAGAGACCUUUCGGAUGUGCAGUGGCACGCUACCCAAGAAGAGACCUUUCAGCUGUACAGUCCGAUAAAAGCUAUUCAAGUAAAAAGUUUGUACGCUCAAAACUAUGAACAACACGUGGAACAUGGUUAACAAAAACACCAAACUCCAAACUUUUUCUAGAUUUUUAUUUAUUUUAUUUAUAACAACAAUGGUCCACAUGGAGCAACAGCACAACAGCAUAAUAUGCCACAGUUAGUUAAGAGGAUAGUUUCUAUCUGUUGCCCUUUGGCAGAUGAACAAACAGCCCCUGGAAAGAGGGAUCACAGUAAGAUAAAACAGUCAAACAUUUCAUCUUGAAAUUUAGGUAAGUCUGAGCAACAACAGCAAAGCAGGCAGUCCUAACCAUAUCCCCUAAACUCUAAACCCUAAACUCUAAACCUUAAACCCUAACCACUGACCCUAAACUCUAAACCCUAAACUCUAAGCCCUAACCGCUGACACUAAACCCUUAACUCUAAACCCUAACCGCUGACCCUAAACCCUAAACUCUAAACCCUAACCGCUGACCCUAAACCCUAACCGCUGAUCCUAAACCCUAAACUCUAAACCCUAAACCCUAACCGCUGACCCUAAACCCUAACCGCUGACCCUAAACUCUAAACCCUAAACUCUAAACCCUAACCGCUGACCCUAAACCCUAAACUCUUAACCUUAAACCCUAACCACUGACCCUAAACUCUAAACUCUAAACCCUAACCGCUGACCCUAAACCGUAAACCCUAACCGCUGACCCUAAACUCUAAACCCUAAACUCUAAACUCUGACCUCUUACAUACCUUUUCAGACAGAGAAACAUCAUAAAAGUCCUGACAGAGCAGCAGAGCGAGGGAGGGCAAUGUUUAUUUGUGACAUGUAAUUUAUAGACACUUGAGUCAAACAGUUUGAAAACAUUUUAAAAAGAGCAGAACAAAGACCUUUACCCUUUGAACCCUGAUUUGAACUUUGACCCUGACACAGCUGUGAAGUGAAAACCAUUUGAGGGACUUCAUCAUGAAGCUCAAUGAGAGAAGGACAAGGGUUUGAGCUCCACAAAGCAAAGGGAGGACACUCUGAGGAUCUGAAUAUAAAAUAUGUUCAUCUCCUCUUUCCUCUCGCUCCCUCUCUCCAUUCUUUUACCCUCUCUAUUCUCUCUCCCUCCCUCCUCUCCUCUUCCUCUUCACACAUAGACUAGUACACGCCCAUGGACCACUAUGGAACCUACUUGGACACUGAGGGAUUACACAAACAUAAGGCCACAUGGGAAUAUAAAAGAAAGUACUACCAUUGAAUGUUAAAAAUCACAUUUCUACAUUCACAUUGUCUAAAGAAAGUUUUUUUUUUUUUCUUCUUGGUAUCGAGAUCGGUAUCAAGUCUAUUGCGUUGCAUUAAAAUCAAGUUUGCAUUUAGAAUGAGUCAGAAGUUAUUUAUUCAUUCUUCUCUGGCUUAUAUCUUUAUAUAGUACAAAAGAUAACAAAAUGCUAUUCAAAAGUAACUUCAAAAGUAAACUUGGGUCUACAGAAAUCCUCCAUGUUUUUCAGGCCUGUGAUAUUUUUGUCCUUUCUUUUUCCUUCAUAAGUUGCCAUAUUUAUUUUGAUACAGACAGACCACGCUUGUCCCUGACUGGCUAAUCCACCUGUCAAUCACACCCAUGUGAACUCUGGGAGAUUCACCAGUGACCAGUCACAUCUUCACAAAGUAUUGAUACUUUGCAGCUGAUGUCAUCAACAUUCACUGGGGGUUUGAUGCUAACUGGAUGCACUGCUCUGUCUGAAGCUCUGUUAGACUUAAAUCUUUAACACAAUCUGACCAUAAAGAACAGGUGAGCCGAUUUGUGCUGUUAAAGAAGUCACUCUCAAAUAACAUUACAGUCGCAAGCUAGCUAGCAUUAGCCAACAGUUUUUCAGUGAGUCCCUCUCACCUUUUUGUGUAAAAUCAAACUCUUAAACAGGAUCAUGAACGCUCAGAUCACAGACUCCUCAAAAUGUGCUGUUUAAAUCACUUUGGGAUUUUUUAGACUAAAAGACUUAAAGCUUUUUUGUUAGUGUUUGCUAAUGUGUGCAUUGUGUUUCUAUGGCAACUGCAGAAAAUUCCACCAUAGACAUACAUGUCGAACACCCCCAGCAUGAUGUCAGUGCAGAGUAUCAGCUGAUGUUUGUGAAGAUGAAAUGUCUGAAAUAAAAGUGAAAAAAUCUG
Molecule: messenger RNA, 3757 nt
Organism: Periophthalmus magnuspinnatus
Lineage: Eukaryota; Metazoa; Chordata; Actinopteri; Gobiiformes; Gobiidae
Product: zinc finger protein 16-like
Exons: 2
Coding region: 271-1533 (420 amino acids)
Biological process (GO): regulation of DNA-templated transcription
Molecular function (GO): RNA polymerase II cis-regulatory region sequence-specific DNA binding; DNA-binding transcription factor activity, RNA polymerase II-specific
Source: RefSeq, a predicted model, not a curated record